AUGAAGAUAGUCUGUACGGAGUUCUCUGGCAUGAACACAAAUAUGAUGGGCAGUUCACCAGCUACGGAGGGAGGUCCAUCAACCCAUGAAUCCGGCUUCAAAGGGGCAAUGAAUAGCACUUCAACACGAUCGACAAAUACGGAGGAGCACAUUUUUAUUCAUAACGAACUGUGGGUGAGAAGUCUCGUAUUUGCUGCAGCUUCGCCUUUGCAAUCACAUCGCAUCCAUGCUGCAAACGAAUCAGAAGCCGUCGAUGGCUUGCAAGGGCUGCCUCCAAUUCGUGAGCUUAACCCGGGCGGUUCGACCCUCUCGCUGCUGGCCCAUCAUCAUUGA
Molecule: messenger RNA, 333 nt
Organism: Microsporum canis CBS 113480
Lineage: Eukaryota; Fungi; Ascomycota; Eurotiomycetes; Onygenales; Arthrodermataceae
Exons: 3
Coding region: 1-333 (110 amino acids)
Source: RefSeq, a predicted model, not a curated record